AAGAAGAACGGCCAGGGUCAAGGUCAGGAGGUCAGGUACCUGAAAGGUCAAGGUCACGGACGGAUUAUGAUAAGGAUGCAUACUACAGGGACAAAUAUGGUCGAGGUUACGACUAUGACUAUUAUAACUCUCGAUCUUCACGUUACUAUGACGACCGAUAUUACCAGUACUACCAAAGGGAUGCUCGGUUACUCCCAAGGUUACUAUGACGAGUACUAUGGCCAUGGCUACAACCCAAGACUUUCACGGAUAACUUUAUAUAGCGAGUAUUACAGCAGUCAGCAUGGUCAGUAUGGGGCAGCCCCAGAGGUAGACCGUUACAGUCAGCACAGCCAGUCUCGGGGACACACCCCUGCUCUGGAUGAGCUGUCACAGAGUGGAGAGUACUACCAGGGCAAUGGGUCAAGGUCAUCCAGUCGUCAAGGUCAGGAUGAACAGAAGGCAUAUGCACGACACAGCUACGAUUAUGACUAUGGAUAUGACAACUACGGCUAUGGAUAUGACUAUGACCCUAACUAUGGCUAUUACUAUGGUGAUGGAUAUCAGCAAGAACCCCCUGGACGUAUGACGCCACAGAAGCACACAAUACCACAUGUCCGGGCUAGUUUUGGUGCCAAUGGUCAGCUGAUAAAGGUCUUGCCAAAUCGUCCUGGUGACGGGCAGCCGGCCACGGUUGAAGUUCAUAACCUGGAGGAGACGUUGUCGGACAACACUUCUGGAGAGCAGCUGAGGGAAUUCCCUGGACCACUCACAAGAGCCGACACACACAAGAAUGAUGUUCUGCAGUUCUGUCAGCGGAAGGCCCAGAGCUGUGCAGAGAACAUCAGCAUGGUGGAUCGCGACUCUGCAGUACUCAUCUGGAGGCUCCUGGAACUACUCAUCAAACAGAAUGGGUCAGUGGUGGGCACUGACAUCGCGGACCUGCUGCUGGAGGGUCAUCAACCAACGUCGAUGGAGUACAGCAUGAUGGGAAUGAAGAUCACACAGAGCACCGAGGAGCUGGACAAAGUGGGAGAAGAUGAGACGGCAGGGGUGAAAGUUACAUCCGACAGAACCCAGAUCAACCGUGGACGCUCAGUGGAAGAGGUGACCGACAGAUUCAGAAAUCUAUUGUCGUAUGGCAGGAAAAAGGAUGCCCUGGAGUGGGCCACCAAGAACAACCUGUGGGGCCACGCCUUGUUCUUGGCCAGCAAGAUGGACACUAGGACCCACGCCAGUGUGAUGAUCAGAUUUGCUAACAGUGCUAUGAAGAUAAAUGACCCCUUGCAGACCCUCUACCAACUCAUGUCCGGCAGACAACCUGCAGCUGUCACUUGUGUGGUGGAUGAGCGGUGGGGAGACUGGCGACCCCAUCUGGCCAUGAUCCUGUCCAACAGCUCGAGCAAGCCAGAAUUGGACAGGAAGAGCAUCGCCACAUUGGGAGACACCAUGGCUGCUAAGGGUUGCCUUCAUGCCAGCCACUUCUGUUACAUCAUGGCACAGUCAGGAUUCGGAACGUACGCAAAGAAAACAUCAAAAAUAGUGCUUGUUGGAUCAAGCCACAACUGGUGUUGGGAGGAGUUUGCCACUAACGAGGCCAUCCAGUGCACGGAGAUCUACGAGUAUGCUCAGUCACUAGGCAACCAGACCUUCCUACUUCCUCAUUUCCAGGUGUACAAGUUCCUGUAUGCCAGCAGACUGGCAGAGUUUGGCUUCCUGCAGGAGGCCCUGCAUUACUGUGAGGUGAUCUCCGCCACAGUGCAGUCUGCCCCAGCAUACUUCCAGCCAGCUUUUGUCAAGGUGCUGUAUGAGUUUUCCAAUCGCCUGAAGUUCUAUGACCCUCAGCGUGUCCACACUGGAGAAGACGAGGACCCGGCCUGGUUGCAGCAACUGCAGAGAGUCUGUCUCGGAUACGAUGAUGGCUCUAUCCAGCCUGUGUCGGGAAAUGCUACCCCAGCCAUGUUUGGGGGUACCACAGCAAGUAGUGAGAGUGGGGACAUGUACGGCGGCACAGCGGGUGGAGAGUACCCAGCCACCCAGCAACAGUAUAACCAGGAUCCAGCCUACCAGCAGUAUAGCCAGGACCAGGCCUAUCAGCAGUACGGACAGAACCAACAGCAGGCAGAGUACCAGCAAACCCAGCAACAAGCAGAGGGCCAGCAUACACAGACGUACACAGCAGAAACACUGGAUGGGCAGACGGCGGAGCAGAUGCAGCAGGCAACAGAACUACAGAACCAGUCUACAGCUCAGUGGCAGAAUCAGUAUGGUUACAACUAUGGAUAUCAAACAGGGGAACAGCAGGCUGGAGCUAAUACAGCCAAUCAGAACACUGGUUACAAUGCUGUACAACAGACUGGAGCUGAGACAGCCAAUCAAACCACUGGUUACAACACAGUACAACAGACAGAUGGCCAGACCAGCCAGGUUUACGGUGGCCAGGGCUACAACCAGCAGUAUAACCAGGGGUACGGUCAGGACUACACAGGGUCCGACCGCCUGGCGUCACAGCGGGGCAGUGUUGUCUCCUCACACAGCGUCGACACAGAGGGGGAUCACACUGAUGGGGGACAGGAUAUGACUGCUGCUCCCUCCUCGUCCUUUGACUACUUCGGUGCGGCCACACAGACUAAGAUUGUGGCUCCUCCGUCACGGUUCCGCACAACGUCGACUAGUAGUUCCACGGGUGGUGGCCGGCAGCGCACAGUGUCUGAGAGCAGUACAGGCAGUGUGAAGGCAGCGUCAUCGUCCAUGAAGAAGUCGGCAACUGACAGCAAUGUCAAGAAGAACACUACGUUGCCGUCUAAGAAGGAAGAAUCAAAAAAGAGUGGCAAAGGAUGGUUUGGUGGUUGGUUCAAUAAACCCAAAAAUAAAGAUAUGCACUUGCCGAAGGAUGACAAGCCAGCGAUUGUUUGGGAUUCGGUCAACAAGAAGUGGGUUAACACAGAUGGUGAUGCAGAAGAAGAGAAGCCAGCUCUCCCACCCCCCAAAGACACUGAGUUGAUGGGCAACUCUACUGGCCCAUCUGCCGCUCCUGCCACUGCCCUCUCUGCAGCAGGGUCGACAUCAGCUGGUGCCCCACCCUCUGGCAACCGCUUCUCUCGCAACAAAGGACGAGGUGAUCUAGGUGCCCGGAACCAGUACGUGGAUGUCCUGAGCAGCAAGACGACGCCAGCAGCAUCUGUACCAAGCACCUUGUUCAAUGUGAUGCCACCAACAGCGACGGCCCCGAACACAUCAGCACAGAUCUUCAACCCUAUGGGCAGUGGGUCAACUGAAUCUAGUCAACCAGCAGCGCCAGCUGGUGGUGAGAGUGGCCAGAACAAUCUGCUGGAGCCUCCAUCAGGGGAGUUGUCGCGAUCAAGUUCAAUGAGUUCUCUCUCGCGGGAAGUCCAGCAGUUUACGACCCAGACGGACUCUGCUCCGGGUUCCACUGCCAACCCAAUCCUGUUCAACCCCGCCCAGUUUCAGGGUGCCCAGCCCCAGGUUCAACAGCCUGCUGCAGCAACCAACGGACCUCGGUACGGUCAGCGGAGACAGUACCCCAAGAAGACAUAGGACUCAAGGAAACACUUAAACACUACCAAACCAUUAAACUUUGUUUAAACAUCAGUGCCGAAAACACUUAAACAAUGCCCAAAGACUACCUUUGAUUGAGGAGGUAUGGAGUGAGUGCUUCAACAAUUGUGCAGUGAUAGGGGGAUAUAAGUUGUAUCUUCCUGCAACCUUGACUCCACACUGCUCAUGGUUCUAUCAAUUGUAAGAUUAGAAAAAAACCCAUCCUGUUCCUACAUGUAUCAUUUAAACAACCAUAACCGUAUUAGUUCACUUUCGCCAAAAAAAUGGACGGAAUGGAGAAUGGUGGAUGUUCUUGACCACUUCCUGUUGCAGGUCACUUCUAGUUUUGUCACUUCCUGGUGAAGGUAUGUUAUUGUUCCCAGUCAUAUUCUAGCCCCACAUGCCCCCCCCACCUCAUGUUUUCAGCCAUUGUAACCAUGUUCCCAACACUACAGCUAAAGUCUGAUUAUGACUCUGAGGGGUAAGUCUCAUUCAUGUUAUAAUUCACCAAAAAAGAACUGAUCUCGGACUAGCAUUACUUAGUCCCAUCAUAACAAUUGACACCUUGCAACCUAUAUCUAGUCGACUGCUGCCCAUUCCAAGGACGUCGUCAUUACAUAAGAAUCCACGACAGCUGUCUCAGGCAACAACCAUAUGUUCCAGAAGCUCCUGAUAGACAGCAUCUCAGUGUGUGAAAUAGUUCCCCAUGAGCAAGAUCAAGAUCCCCAUGACACUGCUCAGAUCAAGAUCAUCUGAGCAGUCACAAACCCUCAACGUCAACCACCAACUAGUAACUUCACUAAUUCAUACUGCAGGGUGCUUGUUAAAAGUGUACUUAAUAUUUCUACAUUGGAAAAGUGUUUAGCUGAUUGGAUAUGCUGAACUUGAACAAAUAUAGCAACACUAGCACUAACUCAUUCGUUACAGGGUAACGUAAUGCCAAUCAUAAUAUACACCCAGCUUUCCAAAAAGCAUCAUUGUGGGCAGAAGGUUUAUGAUACUAGUUAGAGACAGGGGACGAACCAAUUCACACGCUGAUUACAAGAUGUCUGUGUACAGGACAACCAUCUAUGACGAUCACGUUCUUGUGUGUAACCGGCACCCACGCCAUAGCAUUAACCACGUGCAAUGUAAGGGUUUAAAGAGUUAUCUGCUCUUGUUACCGUUGAAUCUUGAUCUGAUUCGGAAUGUUUGUGCCGUUGUUGUCUUGACGAUCUCUGGUGAUAAGAUCUGGGGAUAUGUACAGUAGUACUUACAUUUAGAGGACCUGACUCUGUGGACGCCCAGUGUGAAAGUAUGUAAGUAAGAUGGUCAUCUGUGUUGUCUUUGUGUCAGUGGGCUGUUUGCCCAGUGAUGACUCCAAUGACUCAAUGCAGGAAUUUACACCUGAGAAACAACCACAUCUAGGGCAUUAACGUUGAAAAAUUAAUAAGCAAGGUGGUUGUUCUGUUUGGUAAUCCUUUCUGUAUUUGUCUUUAAAAAAUGCUUUGAUCUGGGUGUUAAUUUGCGCUCUGUCGAUACUGUUGCAAGUAGACCAGGGAAGCGGUGUUCAUUUGGUUUAAGAAUGUGCUGCAUCUGAUGGAAGACUGAAACGAUUCUUGUGACCCAGAAUGAGAUAGAAAUGGACCGGGAAUAUAAGUCUUUUUCUGCUCCAUGUUUCUGCUGUUGGCUCUUGCAAUUCGUGAUACUAUUUGGAAGCAAGGUUUACGAGGUUUCAUUAACUUCUAACUUAGUUUAUAGUACUUGUAAUCAGUACAUUAACAGUAUAAUCAGAUGUCGAUGUGCCUUCGGGAUACGUCACGCCAAGCUGAAAGCAUUUUGAGAAGAAGUUCUGUUCCAGUUUGGCUGCAUUUAAGCUAGAGAUCUACAAGUUUUGUGUGAUAACCAGUGGACAAUCGAACGAAUUUAUUACCAUGCAUUUUGAUGAUUCGCUGAAUUACAGUUUAAGGAGUAUACUAAAGACACCUAUUUUGUAUUGAUUUAUGACUAUGUACGUCCCUGCUGCUCGGCUUGUUCAUUGGAGCUGUGUGGAAGAUGAGGACGAUUGAGAAUGAGUUUGAUGUUCUUGUGCCAUCAGUUAAUAGUGAGACAUCACCUUGUGUGUGUAUAUACUUCACGACAGAGUUGGUGAAAGGUGUUGUAUGUCCAUGUACGUGGUAUAUUCUGUAUGAUUGUACAUGGUAUGUUAUGUAUAUUGUGUGAUUGUAAAUGUUAAAGUGUGUAUAUGGAAACAAUUGUACAGUAUUGUUAGACUUAUUCAGAUAAUAUUUUCAUGUAUUCAAACCGAUACACGUGGUGAGAAAGCUUCAAACAUGUGUUUCAAUCCUGACUCUGAUGUGGCGUCAAAACCCGGAACAAUACACAGGAAGAUUAAUUCAAA
This is a messenger RNA of Haliotis rubra (blacklip abalone), 5917 nucleotides long. RefSeq names its product protein transport protein Sec16A-like. The record is from RefSeq and is a predicted model, not a curated record. The coding region runs from base 67 to 3537 and encodes 1156 amino acids. Gene Ontology annotation, cellular component: ER to Golgi transport vesicle membrane; endoplasmic reticulum exit site. Gene Ontology annotation, biological process: Golgi organization; autophagy; COPII vesicle coat assembly. The transcript is spliced from 29 exons. Lineage: Eukaryota; Metazoa; Mollusca; Gastropoda; Lepetellida; Haliotidae.